UCAACGUCGUCUACAGUUGCCUAUAUUUUAUAAAUAAAUUGUUGAAACUUUUGAAAAUUUAGAUAUUACCUAAGGAAAAUGGCAGAAUCAGACUCGGGAGAAAGUACGUCGUCGGUGUCCUCAUUUAUAUCCCGCUCAUCGUCGUCUUCGCGAUUGAGUGAGUUUGUGGACGCCAAGACGGAGCUGCAGGAUAUAUAUCACGAUUUGAGUAACUACCUGUCCAGUUUUCUAACCCUUUUGGAGGAGAGUGUCCUUUUGAAAGAUCGGCAAGUGCUGAAGCACCUGUGCGCCUUCUCCAGCAGAGUGGAGGCCAUUGCAAAGGUUCUUUCGCGUGAUCGCAUGAAGGUGGCAUUUUUUGGACGCACCUCAAACGGAAAAAGUGCCGUGAUCAAUGCACUGUUGCACGAAAAAAUCCUGCCCAGCGCCAUGGGCCACACCACCAGUUGCUUUUGCCAAGUGCAGGCUAAUGGCACAGAUGAAACCGAGCACGUAAAGGUCGAGCAGGAGGAGCAGCACAUGGAGCUGAGUGCCCUAAAGGAACUGGCCAGUGCGCAUUCUCUAAGAGCCCUGAAACCCUCGACUCUACUGCAUGUGAAUAUGGCCAAGAACCGCUGCUCGAUCCUGGAUUACGAUGUGGUUCUGAUGGAUACACCUGGAGUGGAUGUAACAGCGCAACUGGACGACUGCCUGGACAGCUACUGCAUGGAUGCGGAUGUUUUCAUCCUGGUUCUCAACGCUGAGUCCACUAUUUCGCGCGUGGAACGCCAGUUCUUCAAGGAUGUGGCCUCCAAACUUUCGAGUCCAAAUCUCUUCAUACUCAACAAUCGAUGGGAUAAGGCCAGCAGUAUGGAGCCGGAAAUGGAGCAGAUGGUAAAGGAUCAGCACACGGAGCGCUGCGUUAAUCUCCUGGUAGAUGAGUUGGGUGUUUAUGCCAAUGCGCAGGAAGCCUCGGAAAGGAUCUAUCAUGUCUCAGCAUUGGAGGCCUUGCAUAUAAGGAAUGGUCACAAUAAGAAUCCCACGGCACAAACACAAGAGCGAUACCUUGAGUUUCUGCGAUUUGAAAAUGAUUUUUUGCAUUGCCUCGCAGAGUCUGCGAGGAAAACCAAGUUUGGGCCACACUUGCAAAGUGCCCAGAGUAUUUUAACCCAGUUAAAGUCCACUCUGAUAGGCCCUUCCAUAGAAAAAGUAAGUCGUCUUAUAGAGGAGAAUAAGGAGAUGAGAGCCAACUUAAAUACGGAAAUGGACGACUGGGUAAUACUAAUGCAAGAGGAUAGAGAAGAGCUUCAAAUUUGGGCUGAAAGACUGACUGAAAUGACCCAACGUGUAGGGCAGUGCGUUUUAAACGACCAGAUCAGCACAUUAAUACCCUCGACUGUCUUGUCCUUCUCCCACCCGUUUCACCCAGAGCUCCCAGCACAAAUUGGCCUCUACCAACGCUCUCUAAGUGCCCAUUUGGAUGAUCUUCUGGAAGAUCGAGUCCUGCAAUGUCUCUCCAUGCCGCUGGAGGAAAAACUAAUCCAAAUGGAGGAUGAAAUGGCACUGCAGAUCACCGAGAAAAAUUACAACUGGCAACUAAUCUACAACGUGGAUUGCCAAUCCUAUAUGGGCGACUUUCAGCCAGAUCUUAGGUUUCAGUUUUCCCUGGGUUUUACUGCCCUAUGGCAUCGUCUUGAAGGAAAUAUACCACUGCACGCAAGUCCAUACCGAAUGCAAAAGUUGCCCAAUGGCCACAAGAAAAGUUUGCCCCUGCCACCUUUAGUACACGAUAACCAUUGGCAGAUGGUGGAAUCCUUGAUCAAGUCCAAAGGUAGCCUUGGAACCGUAUUGCUGAGCGCCCUGGCCAUCCGUUCGUUCAACUGGCCAAUCGUUUUGAUCCUUGGUGGCCUCGUCGGAUCCUAUUACCUGUACGAGUACGCCGCUUGGACGACAGCCGCCCAAGAGCGGAGUUUCAAGUGCCAGUACUCCAGGUUGUUGCAACAACGUCUGCGGGCGGAUGUGCAGCAAACCGUCAACGGGUUUGAGUUUCAGUUGCGACAGCACCUGACAAAAGUCCGAAAUUGCUGGGAGGCCAAGUCCAAAGAAGUUCUGAAUGACCUGGACGCGAGUACCGCCAAGCUGACCAAGCAAACAAAGUCGAUGGAGGUGUUGCAGCUGAACCUAAAGAAGUUUCGGGACAAGGGACAGCUGCUGGAAAGUCGAUUGGAAGAGUUUCGAGAGAUCUACUUGAGCAAGGGCUGUCAGUUAUGAGGGUAUUGAAUUGUUGAAUUCCAAACGUUUUUAAAAGUUCUAAUUUGUUUCUUUUUUGGUUACCUAAUUUACCUAUUUAUCAAUUGUAACUCCGUUCCUUAACUUAGAAAUUUAUCUGUUGUUGUUUGGUUAUUGUAAAACAUUAAACGAUUGAGCUCUACCGUUUUAAAGUUACUUCGUACCAUCAGAGUCUUAGCCAUGAAAAUUUAAGCAGUUUUUACUGCUGUUGACUGUUUAAAUUACUUGAUUAGAUUGUUUUUCCUUCCUCCUAAUGGCUCACACACACACACACACACACACACACUUUCUGGCAGAGGAACAUGCACAAGCUGGGAAUAAGAACGAGAGAACCAGUUUUGGCUCUUUUUUGUAUUGUAGAAAACAUCGGGCUUAAACAAAGCGUCCAUGUUGGAGCGGCCAAAAGCAAAAGUACAACAGAUACAAACAGGCCAAGCUGAACUCUAAGCUCCGCCCCUUGCUCACACAC
Drosophila erecta is the source of this 2734-nucleotide messenger RNA. RefSeq names its product transmembrane GTPase fzo. Gene Ontology annotation, molecular function: GTPase activity; GTP binding. Bases 79 to 2247 code for a protein of 722 amino acids. NCBI's taxonomy places the organism in Eukaryota, Metazoa, Arthropoda, Insecta, Diptera, Drosophilidae. The transcript has a single exon. Gene Ontology annotation, biological process: mitochondrion localization; mitochondrial fusion. Gene Ontology annotation, cellular component: mitochondrial outer membrane. The record is from RefSeq and is a predicted model, not a curated record.